AAGCUUUUAAGCAUAUCCGAUCCCUAAAACCAGCCAAGCCCUCUCCCAAACUCAUCCCGAUCUCUUCAACCCCAAUUCCCAACCUUUUCCCACCCGACCACAAUCCCAUCCCCGGAUCCGUUCCCCAUCAAGAACCACAGAACCCACCCGAUGAUGGACUCCCUCAAAUCCUCCUCCGCGCGUAAACUCCCCAUCAAGCGUCGUCCCCCUCCUCUCUCCUCCUCCUCCCCUCCUUCCCCUUCCCCUUCCCCUGACCCUGACCCUUCCUCCACUCUCCCCUACUCCGACGAUGCCGCCGACGAUGAUCCUUCCUCCGACUCCCUCCAUCCUCCUCCUUUCAAGUUCCAGCGCAUCUGGUCUGAGUCUGAUGAGAUCCGCUUCCUCCAAGGCCUUCUCGGCUGCCACGCUCAGUCCAUGGUCUUCCCCCGCGACCUCAAUCUCUUCUUUGAUCGCUUCUCUGAGCACAUGGCUCAGCCUUUCACUCGCUCUCAGCUUUCCGAGAAGCUCCGACGUCUUCGCACCAAGUUCCGCAUCAUGUCCGGUCGUAUCCACCGUGGCCAGGACCCCUCCCGUCUUGCCCCCCAUGACCGCGACAUCCUCCACCUCUGCACUCGGCUUUGGCACCCCGACUACGCUGCCACCUCCCCUUUCUCCUCUCCUGAUGCUGGUGGUGGCAGCAACAAGCGCCGUCGCCGUAACCCUCGCCCACUCCCCUCUGCCUCUCCUUCUCAACCUCCUCCCCUUCUCCCUGCUCUUCCUGCUCCCCAGGAAGAUGAUAAGAGUGCUGUGAAUCUUCUUGGUGAAAAUGAACCUCCCCAGAUCUUGGCCAAGGAGGAGGAGGAUGAUGUUGUUGUUGCUGGUGAGGAAGAGGUCGAUGGCCUUGCUAUCAAUGGGGUUGUGCCUGAUGAGCCGGAGGUUAAACCUAAUGCGCUUCCUGUUAAAAUUGCGGAAGCCACUGGCUUUGGAACAAUUCGGACGCAUGGAGGAGGGAAUUUGGUGAAAAAGAUUGUUUUGGAUGUUUUCAAUGAGUGUGUGAAGGAGGUACAGAAGGCGCUGGAUGAUCGCCGAGUUGAGCAUAUGGAGACUGAGUUGUCAAGGAGGUGGAGGGAGCAGCAGGCGCUUGAGCUCGAUGUCUUGUCUCGUCGUCUGAGGUUGGUUCUUGAACAUGUAACACCUUGAUUGAACUUAAUAAAUGGCUGUCUGGUCUUUCUAACCUUGUAUAGGAAAAUAGAUCCAUUGGACAUCUCUUGGAUUCUUCUUUAGGUUAUCUUUUUUUUUGCCCCUCUAUAUUAGAUUUUGAUGAAUCUGUAAGAUGUCCUGCUAUUUUAUCAGUGAGAUGGUUAGUAGCAUUUAUCUAUAAUGUCUUACAAUGUUUUAUCUUAUUUUGUUUUUGUGCAA
This is a messenger RNA of Dioscorea cayenensis subsp. rotundata (Guinea yam), 1398 nucleotides long. Its product is annotated as probable transcription factor At3g04930. Gene Ontology annotation, biological process: regulation of DNA-templated transcription. The record is from RefSeq and is a predicted model, not a curated record. Gene Ontology annotation, cellular component: nucleus. NCBI's taxonomy places the organism in Eukaryota, Viridiplantae, Streptophyta, Magnoliopsida, Dioscoreales, Dioscoreaceae. The transcript has a single exon. The coding region runs from base 151 to 1179 and encodes 342 amino acids.